UAUAGAUUUUUGAGGAACAAUUAGGAAAGAUUUUAUUUUGAUUUUUUUCGCCCAGUCAACAAUAACAGUACUAUACUACAAGAUUUUGUUGCCUACAGUGCAGGAGGUAGAAAAUUGGGUGGCGUUGUAAUGUCAGAAACUGGGCAAAAAGGUAAAUAAAAAAAAUGGAUCAGCAAUUUUGUCUGCGCUGGAACAACCACCCUACAAAUUUAACAGACGUUCUAAGUAGUCUUUUAAGAAGAGAAGCGUUGUGUGAUGUUACUUUAGCCUGUGACGGAGAAACCUUCAAAGCCCAUCAAACGAUACUGUCUGCGUGUAGUCCAUACUUCGAAACAAUUUUUAUACAAAAUGCUCAUCCUCAUCCUAUAGUUUUUCUCAAAGAUGUCAAUUACAACGAAAUGAAAGCAUUGUUAGACUUUAUGUAUAAAGGGGAAGUUAAUGUUUCUCAAAACCUUCUGCCUAUGUUCCUAAAAACAGCUGAGGCCCUUCAAAUACGUGGUCUCACAGAUAGCAAUUCUUUAAGUAAAAACGAUGAAUUGUCGGAAGUGCCAAGAAGAGAUAGAGAAAGAUUAAUGGAAAGGGACAGUCCGCCGAGUGAAAAAAGAAAACGGAAAUCGUCUUCGAACUGUGAUAUGACAUCUAACUCAAACCCUGAAAGAUAUAAUGACUCUCAGGCAUCUCAAAGGUCAAACACAAGUGUACCAAAGUUAAAUCCCAUAUCGCCGGUCGAUAGGGAUAGUGUAGGCCCGGAGGAUAUGCGCGUAUCCUCACCGAUAAUAAAGCAGGAACCCCAGCACGAUUCGAGUCCCCUCGUUGAUUCUUUUCACUCAAUGUCGGAAGCAUUGCAGACUACCAACUCGUGGGGGAGGGAUCCCGACCUUGAAACUCUACCGCCACCUCUGUUGCCUUUAUCUGCGAUACCGCAACACUCCACGUUACGUCAGUACUUAGACGCCCCGCUUGUGAGCCAAAAGUCGUCGAACGAACACGAUUUCCCCUUCCACGCCACCAUCGGUAAUAUAUCGAUAAGACCAUUGGACAGUCCCCUGCAUCAAGAACAAAAGGACGUGCAUCUAUCGCAGUACCGUCCCCUCCGUUCGGAGUAUACCUACAGCAACUCUCACGGACACAUAAAUUUGUCGACGAUGCCUUCUCUGUAUCCGAGAACGCCCCUACCCGUACCGCCGGAACUGAACAAACCCGCCGCCACAUCACACGAAUGCUCUGUGAUUCAGAAAAGUAGCCCGAAGACCACAGGGGUCAAACCUAACGUCGGUAGGAAGGGCAGCCGUUUUAGGACGUCUUGGCUGGAAUCCUACAUCUGGCUUCAGUACGACGAGGCACAGAACAUCAUGUUUUGCAAAUAUUGCAGGAAGUGGAGCAGCGACAUGCCUGAUAUCCGCACCUCCUUCGCGGAAGGUAGUACUAACUUCAGAUUAGAAAUCGUCAACCACCAUGACAAGUGCAAGGCGCACAGGCUGUGCGUCGCCAGGGAAUUCCACGGUGGAAGUGUAAGUGUUCACCAAGAUGAGACCAAGCUGUUGGGUCAGCAUCAGCUACCAGAACUACCGGAUAACGAAACACCACCUAUACCUCCUCCUGAAAUAACAGAUACUAUAGAUGCUAAAUGGCGGGAACAGAUAGCGAUCGGCCAACCAUACCAUCCACCAGAACAAAUGAAAAUCCUGUCAUCCAUGGAUACUCGAUCCCCAUCGACUGAUUACUGCGGGAUGUUCGAGCGACUGUCGGACACGCCGUCUAUGUACUCGUGUUCAAAAACCUGGCACAUGCGGCUAACGUUUGACAAGUUGCCUGGCGGCUGCAACCUGCACCGCUGCAAGCUAUGUGGGAAAAUAGUGACGCACAUCCGAAAUCACUAUCACGUACAUUUUCCGGGGCGAUUCGAGUGUCCCCUCUGCCGAGCCACGUACACCCGCAGUGACAAUCUCCGGACGCAUUGUAAAUUUAAGCAUCCGCGCUUCAACCCCGACACAAGAAAAUUCGAACCGCCAAAGUUUGAGCCACCUGCGAUAGCCAACGAUAGUUCGGCCGAUUGAUUUUGGCUUUACUAUUACUUUUACUAUAAGGCGAUGUGUGAAUCAUAGCUAAAAUAAUUCGUUAGCUAGUUUCCUAGUACCUUCAGUGGCCCGGUGGACUUUGCUGCUAAUGACUUUCUAAAAAUGCACAAAAAGAGUUUCCAUUACGGACCGUUUUCUUUAUCUGUACUAUGCUACUGAGAAAAAGGUAAUUGACCACUUUUUUUUAUAUAUUUUUUAUGGAAAGCAUAUUUUCAAACUCGGUAGAAGGUUUUGUCGACGCUAAAAUUAAUGGCGAUUGUUUUGCAGAAUAUUUUUUAUACUUGCAUGUGCAAUGUUGAAAAUGUAUUUGUUAAUGAAGAAUACACGAUUAAUUAUAAAUUUGAUAUGGAAACGUUGCUACUUGAAGUAACUAAAAAGGUCUCGUUCGCAUUUUGAUGUAAAAAAUACAGUAACGUACUGUUAUCGCGGACGUUUAAAAUAUUACAUUAUUUACAUUGACAGUUUAUUAUUUAUUUGAAAUGUUUAUUUUUUUAUAAAUGUUGGAGGUUAAACGCUACCUGCAGUUAUUGUGUUUUCAGAAAAUUCAAUCUGGAAACGGCUGUUUAACGUGAAAGAUUUAACCUCGCUUAACCUUAAAAGUUGGACGAAAGCGUAAAGUCAGCACUGGCAACAAUUAAUUAAGGAAGAUUACGGAAUUAUAAAUAUUCCGUUACAUCUUUAGCGCUUUUAGAAUUAUUGAAAUGGGAUAAAAAUAUUAGUUUCUUAAAAAUAUAUAUUUUUUUUUUCGUGAGAGAAUUAGUUAAUUUUAAUUAGUAUUUUUUUUUUCUUAAAUUAAUUUGAAAUUUGAUUUUGCACUAAGCCAAAAACCACUAAAUGUCUGUUGGCAAACUGAUGGGGGGGUAGCCUAACUUUAGCGGUUUUGUACAGAUUUUUUUAAUCCAAUGAUUCCGCGUCCUCAAUUAGAGGAAACGAUUUGUUUGCAAGACAUACUCAUAAAAAUGCACCUAAAAAACAGUUAAAAUCAUAUUCAUUGAAAAUUUUGGUAACUAUAGAAACAUAAUUGGCAUAUUUUGUGGAUCUGAUAAUAUUUUAGGCCAACCAAGAGAAAACAAUAAAAACUGUAAAAAAUUACAUUUUUUUUUUAUAAUAUCCCGAAAAAUUAUGGAAUCAUCUUACUUUCAAUAGGACUUUUGUAGAGAAUAUAAAACGGUUUUUUCUGCGACCCGAUCGGUUUAUUUUUUACAGAGAAAAUCCGCUGUACAAAAAAGACCCUAAUUUGUUUAUAAUGCAAUUGUGCAAAAAC
This is a messenger RNA of Anoplophora glabripennis (Asian longhorned beetle), 3342 nucleotides long. RefSeq names its product zinc finger and BTB domain-containing protein 7C (gene fru). Bases 165 to 2057 code for a protein of 630 amino acids. Gene Ontology annotation, cellular component: nucleus. NCBI's taxonomy places the organism in Eukaryota, Metazoa, Arthropoda, Insecta, Coleoptera, Cerambycidae. Gene Ontology annotation, molecular function: protein binding. The record is from RefSeq and is a predicted model, not a curated record. The transcript has 7 exons. Gene Ontology annotation, biological process: regulation of transcription by RNA polymerase II.